Onthophagus taurus is the source of this 1846-nucleotide messenger RNA. RefSeq names its product nicotinic Acetylcholine Receptor alpha2 (gene nAChRalpha2). Gene Ontology annotation, biological process: monoatomic ion transmembrane transport. NCBI's taxonomy places the organism in Eukaryota, Metazoa, Arthropoda, Insecta, Coleoptera, Scarabaeidae. Gene Ontology annotation, cellular component: postsynaptic membrane. Gene Ontology annotation, molecular function: acetylcholine-gated monoatomic cation-selective channel activity; transmembrane signaling receptor activity. The record is from RefSeq and is a predicted model, not a curated record.
CAGCUUCCCGAAGAAGCACAGAGUUCAGUUGCCGCUCCUAUCUCCGGGAAAACGCUUAUCCGAAAGCUACCGGUAUCAAUUUUGAAGAUGAUUACAUGAAACGGAGGUCGUUAGGGGAGUGUACAGUGUGAGAUGUUGCCCUAUCCAUUCCUCCUUUUCGCCCUAACUUGUACGAUUAAGCAUGUCCUGUCGAAUCCUGACGCCAAGCGGUUGUACGAUGAUCUUCUCAGCAAUUACAACAGGUUAAUAAGACCAGUUAGCAAUAAUACCGAUACCGUUCUCGUUAAACUUGGAUUAAGAUUAUCUCAAUUGAUAGAAUUAAAUUUAAAAGAUCAAAUUUUAACUACUAACGUUUGGUUGGAACAUGAAUGGACGGACCAUAAAUUUAUGUGGGACCCUAACGAGUACGGUGGAGUUACUGAAUUAUACGUUCCUUCCGAACAUAUUUGGCUUCCAGAUAUAGUACUAUAUAACAAUGCUGAUGGUGAAUAUGUAGUAACAACAAUGACCAAGGCCGUUUUAAGACAUACCGGAAAAGUUGUCUGGACACCUCCUGCCAUAUUUAAAUCUUCCUGUGAAAUAGAUGUAAGAUAUUUUCCUUUCGAUCAACAAACUUGCUUUAUGAAAUUUGGAUCAUGGACUUAUGAUGGAAAUCAGAUCGAUUUAAAACACAUCAAUCAAAAAGUGGGUGACAACAAAGUUGAAGUUGGGAUUGAUUUACGUGAAUAUUAUCCAAGUGUAGAAUGGGAUAUUCUUAGUGUACCAGCUGAGAGGCACGAAAAAUAUUAUCCCUGUUGUGUGGAACCUUACCCCGAUAUUUUCUUCAAUAUAACUCUAAGAAGAAAAACUCUUUUCUAUACAGUAAACUUAAUAGUGCCUUGCGUGGGCAUUUCGUACUUGUCGGUAUUGGUUUUUUACCUACCAGCCGAUUCUGGUGAAAAAAUUGCUCUGUGCAUCAAUAUUUUAUUGUCACAAACUAUGUUCUUCUUGCUCAUAUCGGAAAUUAUUCCUUCAACGUCACUAGCGCUGCCAUUAUUAGGAAAGUACAUCUUGUUCACCAUGGUCUUAGUAGGAUUAUCGGUUGUUAUUACAAUCAUUAUUUUAAACGUGCACUAUCGGAAACCGAGCACGCACAAAAUGGCACCUUGGGUUAGAACAGUGUUUAUUAAAAGCGUUCCAAAGUUAUUAUUAAUGAGAGUACCCAAAGAUCUCCUUACAGAACUCGCUGCCAAUAAAAUGACUGCUAAUAGAAACAUGAUUGCUAAAAGAGAAUUGGAAGCUAUGCCAUCUACGGAUUCUAGUUCAUCUUCGUCUUCAUCCAGUUCAUCAAGACAUCGAAGAAGUGGAUGUAAUGGAUUACAUUCUUCAACAACAGCUCGAAUUAGAGGGAUUACAGGAAAUUUAGGAAGGUUGGGAUAUAAUGGUUUGCCUUCGGUUUUCUCUGGUUUGGAUGAAAGCGAUUCUGGGAAUAGAAAGAAAUAUCCAUUUGAAUUAGAAAAAGCAAUACAUAAUGUAAUGUUUAUUCAGCAUCAUAUUCAAAGACAAGAUCAAUUUAAUGCGGAAGACCAAGAUUGGGGAUUCGUCGCAAUGGUAUUAGACCGUUUCUUUUUAUGGAUUUUCGUAAUCGCAUCAAUAGUUGGAACUUUCGCCAUAUUAUGCGAAGCUCCAGCUUUAUACGACGACACUAAACCCAUCGACACCGAGUUAUCCGAAGUGUAUCGUCAACAGUUUUUACCAGAAUUAGAAAAUUAUUAAAUGGUUACUUAAGUAAUAAUAAUUAAAUUAGUUUUAAUCGUAACUAAAUUUAGAUAAUCGUUAAACUUAUUAAACCAGUUAAGUUAAAAAA